CGCGCCUCGAAGCUGCACGCCACACGAUUCUACCACGCGGGACGUCAGGUCGUUCUCUCGACCGCGUAGAAAGCAUUUCCCCCCGUAAUAUUCAUGUAACUAUAUUUAUUUCAACACCACAGUUUUUAUUCCGAGUGAGUUUUGUUGCGCCGUGACGUGCAGCGUGUUGAGCGGGAGGUCACAGCGAGUCAGUGCAGCUCCGUCCGCACCGCACCAGGCCGAGCUGAGGCCGAGCUGAGACCGAGGAGCAACGGCCCUGCUCCGCAUCACUGAGCUCCGGAGGGACCCGGACGGUGAACGGUGUGUACCCAUUAUGGACAGUAUGCUAGAGAAUCUCUCAAAAUCUGAGUUUAUCAGCAUUUGUGUUCGAGAUCCAAGGCUCCAAAAAGACGACCUCUGGCACAAGCAUGCAGACUACGAGAUCUGUUUAGAUACCAAUAGCAUGUGUUUUCGAAAGAAGACCUCCUGUGUGAGACGGCGUUACAGUGAAUUUGUUUGGCUGCGUCAUUGCCUGGAGCAGAAUGCUCUGAUCAUAGAAUUACCCAAGUUGCCACCGUGGAACCCUUUCUUCAGUCUGAAGAACACGGAACAGGUGUCGCAGAGAAUGAAGGGCCUAAAAGAGUUUUUGGAAAACGUUCUUCACACACCAUUGUUGUUGUCAGACAGUCGGCUCCAUCUGUUCCUCCAGUCGGACCUCAGGAUCACAAAGAUCGAAAGGUGUGCCGUUGGUAAGACUAGGUACACGGUGGCCGAAGCCAUACAGAGUUCCAACAGGCAUUAUGUUGGUAGAGUAUUGGAGAAGGGCUCCUUUGACUCCGACUGCGAAAGCUCUUCAUCGUCAGGUCUGGGACGAAGUGUGGACACUUUAACAAGAUGUAGCCCAGUCCCCAUAUUCGGGCCCUAUUAGAGACCCAGAGCUUUUUAUGACUGAAUCCGUGUGGUGGCCAUUCUGAAAAUCAGCAGGUGCCCUGCAGUUGUUCUUUCUUCUUUGGACGUACACAUCAAUCUACAAACCUGUUUGUGACUCUCUGAAGUUCUCCCUAUGUCGACUUACAAAGAGCAAAAAAACUUUUACUUUUGUUGACUGCAUGAAUCCCCCUAUAAGUUUGUUUUA
This is a messenger RNA of Platichthys flesus (European flounder), 1114 nucleotides long. It is a transcript of the gene snx10a, whose product is annotated as sorting nexin 10a. Bases 314 to 907 code for a protein of 197 amino acids. NCBI's taxonomy places the organism in Eukaryota, Metazoa, Chordata, Actinopteri, Pleuronectiformes, Pleuronectidae. The record is from RefSeq and is a predicted model, not a curated record. Gene Ontology annotation, molecular function: phosphatidylinositol binding. Gene Ontology annotation, biological process: intracellular protein transport. The transcript is spliced from 7 exons.